CGGAGAGAGGGCUAGAGAAUCUUCAAGGCUUUAUUUUAAAGGCAAGUGAGACUGCUUCAAAUAAAACAACUCUAAGCUUCCAAGAAACAGUUCAGAGAAGGCAGAGACGAGCAGAAACACCGCUUCACUCACACGCACGUGGUUGCCAUGGACCUGCACAAGCAGUGGGACAACACAGGGACUGCCUGGCACAAGGAAAAGAUGGAGUUACUGGACCAGUUCGACAAUGAAAGGAAGGAAUGGGAAGCCCAAUGGAAGAUCAUGCAGAAGAAGAUAGAAGAGCUUUGCCAUGAAGUAAAGCUUCGGAGGAAACUCAACAUGAAUGAACGUGCCAAGGUCAUUGAUCUUGAUCGUGAGAAAGCCAUGCGAGAUAAAGUGGUGGAAUCUUCUCCAAAUUACCCCAAUUCAGGACAAUGCGAAUUUACAGGGAUGAAUCACAGGGAUGGCCUGGAAAAAGAAAAUAAAAUGGAGCAGAGCUUACUCAGUGAAGGAAAUCAAAUGUGUAAGGAACAAAAAGCAACCAAAAAGGUAGGGUUUAUGGAUCCCCUGGCCACAGACAACCAAAAGGAAUGUGAGGCCUGGCCUGACCUGAGGACUUCUGAGGAAGUGAGCAAGGGCUGUUCUGGCGCCCUCAACACAGCUCUUGAAGAACUUGCCAAAGUCAGUGAAGAAUUGUGCUGCUUCCAAGAGGAAAUCCGAAAGAGGUCUCACCAUAGAAGGAUGAAGUCAGAUUCUUCUCUCCAGGAAAUGCCACAUAUAAUGAACAUGGCCCCUGGAGACCACGGGAUCAACAAUGGCCAGUGCGUUCUUCCAAUCAGUUUGGAAAAAGAAAAACAGAAAAAUAGAAAGAAUCUGAGUUAUGCUGACAUGCUCCAAAGCAAUUUCAUGAAAAAAUGUGGAAUUGAUACAAUUGAUCCAAUACAAAGAAAUGAAACUCCACCAGUUCCUCCUCCAAGAAGUACAUCUCGAAGUUUUCCCAGUGUGUAUCCUGAACAAGCCCAUGAAAGUUGGAAGGAAAGUUUAGACCACAAUAGCCAGGUGGUCCAAGAGGAUCAAGGUGAAAGGAACUGCAGUCCGCAUGUCCUUCUGAGGCAUGAUGAGAUGCCUUCACUGUGUCUAAAGGAAGGGAAGACUUUGAAAGAUGGUAUCCUGUUUUCUUCUUUGGCAUCUGGAGCCAAAAUGGAUAACAAGCCUCCGUGUAGUGAUGCUGGAUUUGGCCUGAGGUCUUACGACACUGUGAUAGGCACAGAAAAUAGCCCUUCUACCUUGUGGUUUCAGAAAGCCUGUUCUACUCCCAAUUCGUCAAAAUAUGAAAAGAUGACCCCAGAUCAUCCUGCUAAAUUCCACUCUGACCUUCAUGUAAGCGAUGACGGUAGUUCCUUGGUGACACAGAGCAGUGGCCCGCUUAGAAGUUUCAGUUGUGGCUUUGAAAAGACUACUAGGAAUGAAACGCUGGCAGCAAAGACUGAUGAAUUUAAUAGAACCGUGUUCAGAACAGAUAGACAUUGUCGUGCAGUUCAGCAAAACCAAAGCUACCUAGAAUCGUCUCAAGGUCUUAAGCCCUGUGAUACCUUAAUUCCUCGUAUAGGCAGCAUACCAGAAAAUGACCAUGUGUCUGGUAUUCUGAAAACCAGUGCCCACAUGCAUGUGCCUAGAGAAAAUGUGCCUGAUAACCCCACCAAAAAAUCCACAACAGGCCCAGUCAGACAAACACAGGAGCACAUAACUCCCAGUAGUUAUCGGAAUAUGCUCCAUGAGCAUGACUGGAGACCUAGCAAUUUGUCUGGCCGACCAAGAUCAGCUGAUCCUAGGUCAAAUUACGGUGUUGUGGAAAAGCUGCUGAAAACCUAUGAGACAUCAACAGGGCCCGUACUGCAAAAUUCUAAAUGCUGCCAGGAUAAUUGGACCAAAUGUAAUUCUGAUGUCAGUGUUGGGGCCACAUUAAGUCAGCAUUUAGAAAUGCUCCAAAUUGAACAAGAGCUUCAAGGAAAAACAGCUAUGUGUAGGGCACAACAAGUGAAGCAAGGAGUGGACUGGAAAAAGAUAACAGAGGAAUCCAUGGCAGUGAAAUUUUCACCUGGAAAAGGAUUUUCCCGUCCAGCUAGACCAGCAAAUCGCCGUCUCCCAUCCAGAUGGGCGUCGAGAUCUCCAUCGGCGCCCCCCGCCUUGCGGAGAACUGCCCAAAGCUAUACUAUUUCUCUGCGAUCUGAAGCACCAAUGGUCUGAGUCUCUGGCCUGAAUUGCUAGAUUUCAAAAAUCCCAAUUGCCAAACAGAUAAUUCUGAGUGUUUACAGGCAAUCCCGUCUCUUCGGUAUCUCUCAAGAUUUCUGGGACAAACAAUUUAAAUCUUAACUUCUCAUCAGUCUUCAGUGUUUUUAAUGUAUGGAAUAAUUAUCUUCCUACAUGUUGAUUUCUUAGAUCAGAAUUUUUUAAUGCCAUCCUCAUUAAUUUUCCAAUAUGAUUUAAGUUGAAACAGUGUACUAUAUUGUAUAUACUAACUUUCUUGCAAGUGGCAGAAAGCAAGGUUAUGUGCAUGGCCGUGUGUUUGUAGGUGCAUGUGUUGAAAUAGGAAGUAUCCUAGUGUGUAUUUAGAUAAGAAAAUGUAUG
Molecule: messenger RNA, 2607 nt
Organism: Eptesicus fuscus (big brown bat)
Lineage: Eukaryota; Metazoa; Chordata; Mammalia; Chiroptera; Vespertilionidae
Product: KIAA0408 ortholog
Exons: 6
Coding region: 148-2226 (692 amino acids)
Source: RefSeq, a predicted model, not a curated record